UCCAAGCUUCAAGUCGUCCACUUGCUUGAUUAAUUGAACGUUAUUUUUUAAUAAAUUGGGCUUCGUGUCUAGCCCUAUCCAUACGAAACCCGGUGAUUUAAGUUAUUUAACUACUGGCAAACCAGCAAUUUUUGCCCACAUACGAACGGUAGUUGCUGCUUACGUCAAGUUAGUCAAAAGUGUCAUCUUUUUGAGCUGUUUCGAGAAUUACAUAUAACCUCAAAAUAUAUUAUAAUAAAAGCACGUUAGUUUAACGUUUCAGUUAAAAAAAAUACUACUAAAACACACCCUGCGUCAACGAUUUCUAAUGAAGCAAUAAUUUGAUUUAAGAAAUUAUAAAAGUGAGAUUCAAUACGAGAAAUUAAAAAUAACGUAAGUAACCUGAUGGUCGAUACAGACUGUAACCAUCAAAAUGAAGAUUUCACAAAAAUCAUUCUAAUUGAAGAAUAAAUUGUGGAAAAGUAUUAAUAUUGGUAUACCGAGAUUAUUCUGAACAAAAUUAUCUAAGCAAGAAUGGAGUGAAUAAAAUGAGAAAUACCAAAUUUUCCUUAUGCAAAAUUGCAUAUGCAUCGACACAACACGUUGCUAUCAGUGAACCACUUGACUCGCAAGCAGAGGCACAACAACAAGUAAGUCGUUGAGUUUAUUAUACAACGGAUAUCAAGCGUUCCCAAAAAAAUGCGUUCUCCGUUAGAUACACCUUGCUCUCAAGCGUUGGAGACAGCAAGGAACAUGAAAGAGUUGGCAAUUUUUAAAAAACCUAAUGGUGUCGCGCGUCGAGCCCUCAUAAAAAAGCCAAAAAUUUUAGACGAGGAGACAUACAUAGAAAGAAUGGGCAAAAUAAUACAGCGAGAUUUUUUUCCACAUUUGGAAAGGCUCCAAGCCCAAAACGAUUAUUUGGACGCAUUGGAGCAAAAUAACGCAGAAAAAAUGAAAGCUUUGUAUGCAAAGUACAGUUCGGGACGUCCAGCAACAGAGAGAGCAGCAAGUCCUGCUACUUUUGAAACUCCGUUGAGAGAAACAAGCACUGAUUUGGGCUCAGCGAGAUCAAACCUCACAACUAAAUCCAACAAAGAGACUGAUUCUGGAAAGGUGGUGAAGGAUGAAGACCGGAUUGGCCUUGACGUCUAUCUGAGUAAUCACACGAGCGAGGAUAAUGCCAGUUUUGAAGAAAUCAUGAUAGAGACUGAGAAAAGACGCAGAAUAAAAUAUGCUUGGCUUUAUGAAGCGGAGGAAAAAGCAAAGGCUCUGGAAGCAACUAAGGAAGCUUUGGCCCUCGAGGACAAUCCUAAAAAUUCGAGGCCUCUCGCGCUUGAUGGUUGGAGCUACAAGACCAAGAAUUUUAUUAUGUAUGUCCCUGACGGCGUUGAGUUGACCCCUGAAGAACAAAUUGACAUGGCCAAGAGGAAACAAGAGGUCGUACAUGACAACACCAGAUUAACUACAAAUCCGUUCAAUGAAAGACAAAAUAAUGAGACCAUCACGGAAUUAGCUAAAAACCAGUCGAAAGCGAACGAUGGGAAGAUCGGUGUUGAUGGAAAAGAAGUUGUCAGAAAUCCUACCCCCACCGUCAAUGGAUUCGGCUUUGUUGCAACAACGCCCAGCCCCAGACCCGGUGAAUGCGACAGCCCCUUUAUGACCUGGGGACAAAUUGAAGGCACUCCUUUCAGACUUGACGGCGGUGACACUCCUCUCUUCAAAACAAGCCAAGGUCCUUCCUUCAGAAUGGCUGAACCUCCUAAGAGAGAAAAAAUUGCGCUCCAGUUGGCAGAAAAAGCUGGUGAACGACAUAGAGAUAGAAAGAACAAAGCUCUUGAGGCUGCUAGAAGAUCUCUUGCUUCUCCAUCUCCAAGAUCUCAUUCAACAAUCGAUCGACUGAGCACAAUGUCCCCAGCUGCUCGAAGGUUAGCGACUCAGAAGCUCAAAAUAGUUAGUAACACACCGAGUCCAAGGCGAGUACCAUCGAAAACGCCUUCUAUCGGGAUUAAAACUCCAACAUCGUCGAGGAUCACCACACCGGGUGGUACGCUUCCUAAUUCACACACUGGUGAAUCUUCGAGAUCAAAAGGAAUCGUUCUUACUGAUAAUUUGUUGAAUUUGCCGCUACAACGACAAAGAGCAUCGGACUUUUUUGACAAGUGAAACACGAAUUCAUCCCCUGACGUACUGGGAUUUAUUUUAUAAAAUCGCAAUGUGCAUUCAUGGAGUUUAGUAGAAUCUUCGGUUCAUUGUCUUCAAAAACUGCCUCGACGGCAAACGAUUACACAAUUUCAAAAUUUUCUCGAUGCAAAUUCGUUGCAUUUGAACAACGUGAAUUUUAACAUUUUUAUCUCUUUUUUUGUAAAUAUAUGCUAACUUAGAUUAAACCAAUAUAUUAUUAAUUUUCCGCCUCUGAACUUCCUAACGAUAUUCUAUUACGCUUUUGAGCAACAUUUGUAUUGUAUAAAGUCAUAUUCUAAUAAUUACGUGAAAAAACACAUUGUUGAUGUACUGUGAACGAAAAUAAUAAUCGAUGAGCAAGUGA
Molecule: messenger RNA, 2524 nt
Organism: Venturia canescens
Lineage: Eukaryota; Metazoa; Arthropoda; Insecta; Hymenoptera; Ichneumonidae
Gene: Es2
Product: ess-2 splicing factor homolog
Exons: 2
Coding region: 679-2142 (487 amino acids)
Cellular component (GO): catalytic step 2 spliceosome
Source: RefSeq, a predicted model, not a curated record